This is a messenger RNA of Trichosurus vulpecula (common brushtail), 2622 nucleotides long. Its product is annotated as vomeronasal type-2 receptor 26-like. Bases 1 to 2622 code for a protein of 873 amino acids. Gene Ontology annotation, biological process: G protein-coupled receptor signaling pathway. NCBI's taxonomy places the organism in Eukaryota, Metazoa, Chordata, Mammalia, Diprotodontia, Phalangeridae. The transcript has 6 exons. Gene Ontology annotation, molecular function: G protein-coupled receptor activity. The record is from RefSeq and is a predicted model, not a curated record. Gene Ontology annotation, cellular component: membrane.
AUGUUCAGGGAGAUGGUGCUUCACAUUAAGAGGGACACUUUCUGGCUGCUUCCUGCCCUGCUCUUAAUACUGCUCCUGCAGCUUCCUGCUUCUGUGUGCAGGACAGAGGAGUCCCUCUGCUUCCACAAAAUCAGCCCCAGCCUUAGCAGAGAUGGGGACCUGGUGAUUGGAAGCUUUCUCCCUCUAUAUGCAGUGAAAGUCAGUGAUGUCACGGGAGCAGAGUUUUUUACAAGUCAGCCUAACAAAGACUGUAGGAAUUAUCAGUGGCUCCAUAAAAACUACCAGCAGGCCAUGACUAUAAGAUUUGCUGUGGAGGAGAUCAACAGGGACCCUGUUCUGCUGCCCAACAUUUCUCUGGGAUUCCAGGUCUACAAUGCCUACCACAGUGAUGAGAGGACCUUGGAGAGCUCCCUGCGGUGGUUAACAGGAGAGGGUCAGCUAGCCCCUAACUACAGAUGCAGAGGGCAGGACAAGUCUGUGGCUGUCAUCGGAGGAGCCACAUCAGCUCUGUCUGUGCAGUUGGCGACUCUCCUUGAGCUCUACAAGUUCCCACAGCUCAGCUUUGGCCCUUUUGAUCCGAUCCUGAGUGACAAGGCCCAGUUUCCUUCUCUCUACCAGAUGGCUCCCAGGGACUCCUCCUUACCCCGAGGUGUAGUCCAGUUAUUAGUAUAUUUUAAAUGGACCUGGGUAGGUCUGGUGACUACAGAUGAUCUCAGGGGUGAGGAAUUCCUUCAGGCAGUGACAGGGGAGAUGGCAAAGUAUGAUGUCUGUGCAUCCUUCACAGAGAAGAUCCCUGUCAGCGAAAGACGACAUGAAGAAUCAGAAGUAGGUUUCAUGCCCAGGAUAAUAGCAUCUUCAUCCAGAGUAGUUGUCAUUCAUGGUGAUACAGACUCAUUAAUGGUUUUGAGAUAUUCACAAUCACACUUUUUCCCAGCAUAUAAGGUGUGGAUUGCCACUUCUCACUUGGACAUCACCAUGAGGCCCAGCUCUGCUGGUAGUUACAAUUUCUAUGGAGCUCUCACUUUUACAUACCUAACCAGGGAGGUCCCUGGUUUUAAGUCUUUUCUCCGGUCAAUCGAUCCUAAUAAAGACCCAGAAGAUAUUGCACUUAAGGACUUCUGGUUGUCAGCUUUCUGGUGCCAGGAUGAAUAUCAAAAGCUGGAGCUGGAGCAGUGUGCACCAAACACUACCUUGGAGGCUUUGCCUAUAUUCCUUUUUGACAUGACCAUGUCUGGCCUGAGUUACACCAUCUACAAUGCAGCGUAUGCUGUGGCUUGGGCCCUUCAUGAAAUGCUUCUGAGGAAAUCAGAGAAUGCAUCUGGGGAAGCUGGAGAAAGCUGGGUGCCUCCUCCUUGGAAGCUCCACUCCUUUCUGAAGGACAUUCAGUUUAACAACAGUGCUGGUGACCAGGUGUUUAUGGAUGAGAAAAGAAGUUCUGAGGCUCAAUAUGACAUUAGGAAUUAUGUUUUCUAUCUUAAUGAUACUGAAUUCCUGCUAAAAGUGGGCCAAUUUAUACCCAACACUCUACCUGGUCAAGAUGUCACCAUGUGUGAGGAAGCCAUCCACUGGGGAUGGAUACAUUCAAAGGUCCCCCAAUCUGUGUGCAGUAACAGCUGUGGCCCUGGAUACAGGAAGAUAGCUAAGGAGGGAGAGCCUGUCUGCUGCUUCAGCUGUAACCAGUGCCCAGAGGGAGAGAUUUCCAAUCAAAUUGAUGUGGACCACUGUGAGAAAUGCCCAGAAGAUGAGUAUGCAAAUAAGGACAGAGAUCACUGCUUCCCCAAGUUUGUGACCUUCCUGGAUAUUGCAGAACCUUUGGGGAUAAUUUUGGCAUUGAUGGCUGUUUCAUUCUCUCUCCUGACAGCCCUGGUUCUCUGGGUGUUUGCAAAAUUUCGAGACACUCCCAUAGUCAAGGCCAACAACCGGUCUCUCAGCUAUACUCUCCUUGCCUCCCUUACUUUCUGUUUCCUCUGCUCCUUGCUCUUCGUUGGCCGUCCCACUGCAGCCACCUGCCUCCUCAGACAAACCACUUUUGGAGUUGUCUUCACUGUGGCUGUGUCAUCUAUUUUAGCAAAAACUAUUGUGGUAGUUCUGGCCUUCAGGGCUACAAGACCAGGGAAUAGAAUUAGGAUAUGGGUGCAAUCUAGGGUGUCCAACUCUGUUGUCCUCAUCUGCUCUGGCAUUCAAGUGAUUCUUUGUGGCAUCUGGCUGGGAACUUCUCCCCCCUUCCCAGACAUCGACCCAUACUCUGAACAUGAUCACAUCAUCAUUCAAUGUAAUGAGGGUUCUGAUAUUGCCUUUCACUGUGUCCUGGGUUACAUAGGUUUCCUAGCUCUGGGGAGCUUUACUGUGGCUUUCCUGGCUAGAAGCCUGCCUGACACCUUCAAUGAAGCCAAGUUCAUCACAUUCAGUAUGUUGGUGUUCUGUAGUGUGUGGGUCUCCUUCCUCCCCACAUACCAGAGCACCAAGGGCAAGGCCAUGGUGAUUGUAGAGAUAUUUUCCAUUUUGGCCUCCAGUGCUGGGUUACUGGGCUGCAUUUUUAUUCCUAAGUGUUAUGUGAUCCUGCUGAGACCAGAAAUGAACACCCAGGAAGAGAUAAAGAAAAGGAUCAGCUCUAAGUGCUGA